AUGGCGCCAAGUUCAGUCUUACCCAAUUUGGUCAAGCCAACCGCUGCGGGACCAGAGUCAACGCCAUCGCGACGCGUAGCACAGCUCACGGAACACCUCGUACCAUUAGAGGGCAUCGAGCAGGCUGGAACUCACACUACCCUGCCGACUCCGUAUCCCGCCUCGAAGUUGAAGUUGGAUCCAACCCAUUGCCUCGAUCAUGCGCGCAAGGUCAGUGUUGCAGUCAUAGGUGCUGGUCUAUCUGGUAUCAAUGCAGGUAUCCUUUUGCCUGCCAAAGUACCAGGCAUCGAAUUGACCAUCUUUGAGAAGAAUAAUGAUGUUAGCGGCACGUGGCUUGAAAAUGUCUAUCCCGGAGUGCGAUGCGACAUUCCAGCUCAUGUAUACCAAGCGACAUACUCACCCAACACGCAAUGGUCUGAGAUCUUUGCGCGAGGCGCUGAAAUUCGCGACUAUUGGCAGACGCAGGCUAGGAAGCACGAUGUUUACAAAUAUGUCAAACUUCAGCAUCGCGUUGACGAAGCAGAGUGGGAUGAUGCGCAGUCCAAAUGGCGGGUGACAGUGCACAACCUUAAAGAUGGAACUACGUCAACGGAGACUUUCGAUUUUGUGAUCACCGCCAUUGGCCGAUUCAACCAAUGGAAAUUACCUGAUUAUCCGGGCUUGAAUGACUACCAAGGCCAUUUAAGGCACACAUCGAAUUGGGAUACAUCGUUCGAUCCAACAAACAAGAAAGUCGCUGUCAUUGGCAAUGGCGCAAGCGGUAUCCAGGUUGUGCCAAAUUUACAGCCCGUUGCAAAACACAUCACCCACUUCGUUCGCAAUCCAACAUGGAUCGCAACAUCAUGGGCUGGCGAUGAGCGGACUUUUGAGCCUCAGCCAUACACCGAGGAACAGCGCAAGGCUUUAGAAGACCCUGAAACGUAUCUGGCCUUCCGGAAGGAUAUGGAAGAUAGAUAUUGGAGACGAUUCCGAGCCAUGAUUCGUGGAACGACCGAGAACCAAGGCAUGCGAGAGCAGUUCAUUGAAGUCAUGAAGAAGCGUGUAGCGAAAAAGCCCGAACUGCUUGACGGACUGAUACCGGAUUUUGCGCCGCAUUGCAGGCGACUCACACCAGGCCCUGGAUACUUAGAGUCUCUCACCGAAGACAAUGUGGACCUUGUCAAGGCGCCUAUCAAGCGUUUCACACCUACAGGUAUUGAAACGGUCGAUGGUAAAACAUUCGAGUUCGACGCGAUAUUUUGCGCGACCGGCGCCAAUACCGACCUUGUUCCACCAUUUUCGAUUAAGGCGCGUGGGGAGGAUCUACAUGAAGCAUGGAAGCCUGGAGGUAAAUGGGGCUUCCCUUAUACAUAUUUUGGACUGGCUACACCUGGAUUCCCCAACCUGUUCUUCCUAGCUGGGCCGCACGCUACUGGUCCUUCCGGUACGGUACCGCACGGCGUGGAGACGUCGCUUGCAUACUUUGCGAAAGUAUUUCGCAAAGUUUCCACACAAGGCUACAAGUCUAUAGCGCCAUCAAAGGAGGCAACAGACGACUUUGUCGACUACAGUGAUGCUUUUUUCCCUACUACAGUCUUGACUGAUAACUGCUCGUCUUGGAACAACGGUGGAGUUCCUGGACAGCGCAUCCAUGGCUUAUGGCCUGGUUCAGCUGCGCACUUCACCAUCGCUAGACGGGAGCCACGUUGGGAAGAUUGGGAGUACGAACGCGAGCACAAGGGCAAUCGCUUCGCCUACUUUGGCAACGGUUAUACGGAAGCAGAACUGGAUGACUCGACUGAUUUGACUUCAUAUCUUAGGGCGCCUGGUCAAGAAAUAGAUUUGAGAGAUCUUCAUGAACGCUGGUGGGAUGUGCCAGGUGCAGAGAGGAAGUCAUAG
Alternaria atra is the source of this 1878-nucleotide messenger RNA. RefSeq lists its product as uncharacterized. Lineage: Eukaryota; Fungi; Ascomycota; Dothideomycetes; Pleosporales; Pleosporaceae. The record is from RefSeq and is a predicted model, not a curated record. Gene Ontology annotation, molecular function: NADP binding; N,N-dimethylaniline monooxygenase activity; flavin adenine dinucleotide binding. Bases 1 to 1878 code for a protein of 625 amino acids. The transcript has 2 exons.